AUGAGAUGAGAUAAUAACAAAGAAAAGAAAAGAUUGUGUUUUCUGUUUUUGGAGCUUUUAGUCAUUCUUAAUCUUAAUUAUAUUUGAAUCAAACUAAACUAACAAUAACAACUAAAACAAAGAGAUUGCAACAGAUGGCGGUAUUAAUUGGUCUUCAGAAUCUGGAUUUUUUUUCUAAAAAGAAAAUACGACUCAUAGAGUCUCAGUUUGUUAGUAGUUGUUAGUUACGGAAGCAGGAUUCGAACUCAUUACCUCUUGGUGCAUUUGAAGACGCCUUAACCAUCGGUCAAAGAUUUUAAGUCAUAGGCAUAGCUGCCCUAGUGUUUCUGUGUUGUGUGUACAUAUAUAAUUAUUUUAGAGAGAGAAUAUAUAGAGUACCUUCAAUAGCUAAAGGCAAUAAAAAAAUUCCUGCUGUUUCUUUUGGUUUGUUGAAUCAAGACACAAGCACAAGAGAGGAAUUUUAGUUAUUGUUAUCUGGUUUUGUUACCUUGUUUCAGGAUAAAAAAAAGAGAGCGAUGGGGAAGAAGAAGGGUCAGAAGACAAAGGAACUUUCUGUAGCAAUAGCAGAAGCUUCAUCAAAAGAGAAUGAAGAAACUCAGCAGAUACAGACACAAACCCAGCCAGAGACACCAAGAAAAAGAGGAAGGCCCCGGAAGAUAAUUAUGGAAGACAAAAAACCAGUAGAAGAAGUCACAGAGAAUCAAUUCAAGAAAGCUAAAAACAGUGAAGAAGAAGAAGAAGCUUCGGUUACUAUUAGAGGUAAGAAGAAAGAAGAAGGACAGUCUGAAAUUAAGGAACCUCCGAGAAGAAGCAGCCGGAGAAAAAGCAAACCCAGAAAGAGCAGUUAAUCAUCAUCAGGUACUUAAUUAAUUAGUGAUUAAUCAACCAAGAAGAUGCAUGAAAUUCAAAAGAACAAAAAAUAUAAUCAGAUAAAUAUUUCUCUCUCUCA
Molecule: messenger RNA, 949 nt
Organism: Mercurialis annua (annual mercury)
Lineage: Eukaryota; Viridiplantae; Streptophyta; Magnoliopsida; Malpighiales; Euphorbiaceae
Exons: 1
Coding region: 516-848 (110 amino acids)
Source: RefSeq, a predicted model, not a curated record